GGGGAGGGAGUCUGAAUGAGGGGAGGUGAAAGGGGAAUUGUUUCUGUCCGAAAGAUAAACCUUCAACACCCAUUCCACUUAAACACUGCCUGGACAUAUCUCUGCAUCAUCUCAACUCAGCUAAGCACAUUCAAAAUGGCUAUGGUAUCAGAGUUCCUGGGACAGCUGUGUCUCAGCGUUGGGGCCAAUGAACCCAAACACCCCACGGUGGUACCUGCUAAGGAUUUCAACCCUGACACAGACGCUGCUAGAAUAGAGACUGCAAUCAAAACCAAAGGGGUGGAUGAACAAACCAUCAUCGACAUCCUCACAAAGCGGACCUACUCACAAAGGAGAGACAUCGCUUUCGCUUAUGAGAGGAGGGCAAAGAAGGACCUGAUCUCAGCCCUGAAGGGAGCGCUGUCUGGCUCUCUGGAAGCAGUGAUCCUUGGACUGAUGAAGAGCACGUCCCAGUACGAUGCCUCACUGAUCAGAGGAUCUAUCAAGGGAGCAGGAACAGAUGAAGAAACACUGAUUGAGGUUUUGUGCUCACGCAGCAAUGAGGAGCUGGUGGACAUCAAGAAGGUCUACAAGGAGUUGUUCAAGAAAGAUCUGGAGAAAGACGUGGCUGGUGACACCUCUGGGAACUUUGCCAAGCUGCUCCUGGCUUUGGUGGAGACCAACAGAGCAGCUCCAAUCGCUGUCGUAGACCAUGAAAAGAUUGAUCAAGAUGCCAGAGCCCUCUAUGAGGCUGGGGUGAAGAUCAAAGGAACUGAUGUGCCCAUCUGGAUCUCCAUUAUGUCUGAGAGAAGCGUACCCCACCUGCAGAAAGUGUUUCAGAGGUACAAGAGUUACAGUCCCUAUGACAUGCAGGAGAGCAUUGCCAAAGAAGUCAAAGGAGACUUGCAAAAGUCCUUCCUGGUGCUAGUUGAAUGCUUUGAAAACAAACAGCUGUACUUUGCCAAGCGACUCAAUGAAGCCAUGAAGAGUAAAGGAGCCAAGGAGAAGAUAGUGACCAGUAUUAUUGUGUCACGCUGCGAGGUGGACCUGAAGAAGAUCUGCUCUGAAUACAAGACCAGCACCGGAGAGUCUUUGCAAAAGACUAUUCUGGAACACACCAAGGGAGACUACCAGAAGGUGCUGCUUGGCCUGUGCGGACCGGAGCAGUAAAAAUGAAUCAUCAGUAUCAAAAUGACCCAAAUUCUGCCACUGGAGGGGUGCACUGGAAAGGUGGGCUUAUGAAUAUCAUACUUGGAACAAACUCAGAGCCCUUCCUACUUUUUCUGCGCACAUUUGAAUGCAACAUUGAAGGAGAUGCAUCUAUCUCUUUGAUAUUUGAAUAGUCUGUAUUAAAUCUAACUUUUGUUUGACUAAAACAGCAAUAAAGUUGCUUUAAUGGA
Molecule: messenger RNA, 1379 nt
Organism: Trematomus bernacchii (emerald rockcod)
Lineage: Eukaryota; Metazoa; Chordata; Actinopteri; Perciformes; Nototheniidae
Product: annexin A2-like
Exons: 13
Coding region: 16-1149 (377 amino acids)
Cellular component (GO): cytoplasm
Molecular function (GO): phospholipase inhibitor activity; cytoskeletal protein binding; calcium-dependent phospholipid binding
Source: RefSeq, a predicted model, not a curated record